CCGGUCGUGUUGUCAAUUAUUUAUAAGGACUGACAGUAGUCGAAGAGUAUUUACGAAAAUCACUAGAACGGACUUGUUUACCCAUCACUUCAGAUCUCUGCAAUGAAGGCGAUUUCCCACGGCUCCAACAGCUGCGUGUACGCCAGGAGGUGUGUGCGGCGAUACAGACGAUGGCAGAGAAAUAAGGCUUAUACAAGGCUCAGAGCGAUGGUCCCAUCUGUAGCAGAGCAGCAGAAAGUAUCAAAGGUGACAAUCGUGGAAGAAGCUGUUAAAUAUAUUGACGUUCUCCAUGAACGAUUCAUGAAGAGAUUUGGCGACUCAGAAGACAUGGACCACAUCAAACAGAUGAUUGUAACGUUAAUGGCUCAGAAAGCAGCAGAGGACUCAACGCAGGACCAAGCGCAUUACUCACUUCCGGUUCAGACACCUGCACCCAAGGAUGUACUUCCGGUUGACAAGCGAGCACAAUAAGACAGGAUCUGCAUUAUUUCGAGGAACAAAGCUCAUCUCGUGAUUUGCUCGAUCGUCUCAGCUCAAGAAGAUGAACCAAAGAUGAAUCUUCUUAUACUGUGCCAUAUUCAAGGUCAAUCCUCGCCCGCAUACUGCCAGUUUGAUGAUUCGUUUGGGUAUUUGUGGUCUUCUUCUAGAACUGACAUUACGUCGCUUGAUUAACAACGACGUUAAUAUUGACACCACAGUGUUCCAGAAGUGUGCAAUAUGACCGGAAAUGACGGAAUCGUGCCAAGGGCAGAUAACUGCAGAGGACAAGGCUUAACACCACCAAGAACAGCUUUACACCUUUGUGAUUUGGCUUUCUACCGCAUUAUUGUGAUAUUGUAAAUAGCAAGAUUUUAUACCACGAUUGUACAUGUUUACAUAUUUAUGAUACCUUGAUAAUAAAACUUGUGUGCAAAUA
Molecule: messenger RNA, 916 nt
Organism: Haliotis rubra (blacklip abalone)
Lineage: Eukaryota; Metazoa; Mollusca; Gastropoda; Lepetellida; Haliotidae
Exons: 5
Coding region: 103-471 (122 amino acids)
Molecular function (GO): protein dimerization activity
Source: RefSeq, a predicted model, not a curated record